UGUGUUGAUCUUCUGCUUUCUGACAGAUUCCCCCUCCCUUUUGUUGCUCUGGAAAGCUCGAGCAGAUGGUAUGUGUUGGAGGAAAGCUAGGAGUUGCAUAACUCACAGCUCCAGCCUCUGUAAUCUGGAAACGGACUCAGAAUUCGGGAAACGCUGCCAGCGAGGAGUCUGGGGACCAGAGGAUAAGAAGCACACUCAAAAUAUUCUGAACAAGCUGUCCGAACGGAGGAAGAAGCAAUAUUUUCUUCACUUUGAAUAUUCAUAUCCAGGCGGAACUGCAGUUCAACAUGAAGCUGGCUUUUACUUUCUUCCUCGUUAUUGAACUUCUCCCAGCGUGUACUGAUGGAUUUGUGAGCAGACACCCGUACCCUAGUCUGCGUGUGCAUGAACAGGGUGAAAGAGAAUCCUUCUCAGACCCCAAUUCCUAUUCAGCCAAGCAGGCCUUGCCUGGAGUAGGUCGGAACCAGCCGGUGGGUGAAGGGGCCCAGACCGCCGCUGGCCGCUGUGUCCAGUGUUGUGACCCCUCUGACCGACCCGCAGGCCGCAGGUAUCGUUACCAUUACUACGGCGAUGACCCACCACAAUUCCGAGCAACUCCUCAGAUCAACCUCACUAUCCUCAAAGGUGAGAAGGGUGAAAAAGGGCCUCAAGGUUCUUACGGCGACCAUGGCAAGGCUGGCACUUCUGGGCUAACGGGACCAGCGGGGCUAAAAGGUGCCAAGGGAAGUCCAGGGAAGUUUGGGGAUCCCUGCAAGUUGUACUACGCUGCCUUCUCGGUGGGCCGGAAGAAGGAGCUGCACAGUAAUGACUACUAUCAGGUGCUGGUGUUUGACACCGUGUAUGUCAACCUGUACGACCAGUUUAAUAUGUUCUCCGGCAAGUUCUACUGCACCAUCCCAGGCGUUUAUCACUUCAGCCUGAACGUACACACUUGGAAUGACAAGGAAACCUACAUGCACAUCAUGAAGAAUGAGGAGGAGGUAGUUGUCCUGUACACCCAGCCCAGUGAUCGCAGUAUCAUGCAGAGUCAGAGCAUCAUGCUGGACCUGCAGCAGAAUGAUGAGGUCUGGGUUCGCUUGCACAAAGGUGAACGAGAGAAUGCCAUAUUCAGCGAUGGCCUUGAUACCUACAUCACCUUCAACGGCUUCCUGAUAAAACCAAAUAGUGAGAACUAACCAGUGCUUUUAUUGUGAGUCGGCUCCCGGUACCUCGAUAAAAUAAAAGCUAGAUUGGUGUCUAGCAGCCAUAAGCGUUGCAUCAACUGUUAUAUGAGUGUCGGCACACAUCUGUAGACAAAAAAGUGCUGGUGAUAUAGAAACAUAGAAAAAUAG
Messenger RNA from Amblyraja radiata (thorny skate), 1331 nucleotides. It is a transcript of the gene c1qtnf1, whose product is annotated as C1q and TNF related 1. The record is from RefSeq and is a predicted model, not a curated record. The transcript has 3 exons. Lineage: Eukaryota; Metazoa; Chordata; Chondrichthyes; Rajiformes; Rajidae. Gene Ontology annotation, molecular function: protein binding. The coding region runs from base 288 to 1175 and encodes 295 amino acids.